Messenger RNA from Xyrichtys novacula (pearly razorfish), 583 nucleotides. NCBI's taxonomy places the organism in Eukaryota, Metazoa, Chordata, Actinopteri, Labriformes, Labridae. The record is from the annotation of a GenBank genome assembly.
AUGAGUCCUAACUUCACAGCCUUGACCCUCUGUCUGCUCUGGGCUGCAGGUAAACUUAUCACCUCUCAGAAAAGGCAAAAACAAGAUGUCUUCUCUGUGAAUUAUGGAUGAAAAUGUCCUGGCAUUGGUGUAAUAACAGCAUCAUGUUAAACUUUAAAAUGAAGGUGUUCUCAUGCCGUCUCUUGUUCUCUGUGUUUCAGGUGUUUCUCGGUCUUUGCUGAUCACUCAGUGGCCUGAAAACAUCUCCAGUCCUCCUGGUGACUCCGCAGAAAUGAACUGCUACCAGAAUAAAUCUGAUUAUGAAUACCUUUACUGGUACAGACAGACAGGAGGACGGGGUUUUCAGUUAAUAGUGUCGUUAGUAGCAGGCACGCCAACAUAUGAAGAUGAAUUCAAACCUGGUUUCCAAGCAGUGAGAGUGAGCGAGAAGCUCUGGAAUCUGAAGAUAGAGAGCGUUCAGGAGAAGGAUGAGGCCGUUUAUCUGUGUGCAGCUUGUCACGGUGCUGCGGUAGACCUCAGGACUGUGACAAAAAUAUACAGCAGGAGAGACCCGCCCUCACAUCCUGAUUCACAUUAUAAAUGA